AUACUCUUAUUUUUUUACUUAAGUGCUGAAUAUGUUGACUCGGCAGUAUCAACACGAAGACGUGGUCCACCACUUAGAAAACAAGCAAAUCUACCAGCAAAUGAAAUAGAUCCAAAUGUUAGUCCAAAUUUAUCCGCACACCAUCAAAAUACAGUUGCACCAAGUUUAACACCAACUGUUGGUGUAACAGAAUUAGUUAGUACAUCAAAUGGACAACAACAAGCACCAAGCGUUGAUAGUAAUAGUGUUGUACAAAAUAUUGCUGAUGGUUUAGAUUUAACAACUUUAAGACCAUUUAAUGAAGUAAAUGUUAAUAAUACUGUAUUAGAUCCUGUUGAAGGAUUAACAUCAUCAUCAUCAUCAUCCUCGUCAUCAUCGUCAUCAUCAUCAUCAGCGUCGUCGCCAUCAAAACCAUCACAACCAACAAAUGUUGAUGAUCCAAAUCCAAUAAGUAAAUUUUGUAAAUGUACGGAUACAUUAUGUAAUUGUUGUCGUGAUUUUUCAUUACCAUUGGUACCGGUUAGAGGACCUGGUUGUGCAAAAAUACAUUAUUUAGGUAAUGAAAGAAUGUCAGUACAAAUUAAAUAUGGUGAUAUUGUAUUAGCACAAAGGACCAUAAAUGGUAAAAAAGCACCACCAGUUUGUGUUGGUUUACCGGGUGGAUUUACAAAGUUUUGUGCUAGAAUAUAUGGUUUAGCUAAAGAAAAAUCUGGUUUUAAAUCAUGUUUAAGUUUAGAAUUAAGAGCUGAAGAUGAAUUAGAAGCACAAUUACGUGUAUCAUGUUUUCGUUUUAAUAAUAAAGGUUUAACUGUUACUGAAGCUGAACCAGUACCACAAAUUGAAAAUGAAAAAGAUGAUGAAGAUGAUGAUGAUAUUUUUGGACUCGGUGGUGGCGAUGAAGAAGAUGAAGAUUCAGGAGAUGAUUAUGAAGAUGAAGAUACCGAUACUGAAGACGAUGAUGAUGAUGAUGAUACCGGCGAUACUGAUUAUGAUUUUAGAUUUAUAAGUGACGUUUUUGGAUCAGAUGAACAAAAGAAAACAAAAAAUAAUAACAAAUCUAAAAUAACAAUUGUACCAAAUACAAAUGAUUAUGAUGACGGUGCAUCAUCAAUAGCACAAUUUAAAGAUAUACCAAUAAAUUCGAAUGGACAUGAAAUAAAACAAAUCGAUAAUAAUAUUAAAAAGACAACAUCUAAAAAAACAAAAACGAAAAGUGGUAAAAAGAAAAAAAAUAAUGAAGAUGAAUAUGAAAGUAUUACAGAUGUAUUUUUUGCCGUAUUAAAUAGUAUGUUGUAUUAA
This is a messenger RNA of Condylostylus longicornis, 1299 nucleotides long. RefSeq lists its product as uncharacterized. NCBI's taxonomy places the organism in Eukaryota, Metazoa, Arthropoda, Insecta, Diptera, Dolichopodidae. The annotation marks the transcript as partial. The record is from RefSeq and is a predicted model, not a curated record. The transcript has 4 exons.